Molecule: messenger RNA, 2160 nt
Organism: Xylona heveae TC161
Lineage: Eukaryota; Fungi; Ascomycota; Xylonomycetes; Xylonales; Xylonaceae
Product: putative L-ornithine 5-monooxygenase
Exons: 4
Coding region: 368-1891 (507 amino acids)
Biological process (GO): intracellular iron ion homeostasis
Source: RefSeq, a predicted model, not a curated record
UGGGUAGGAAUCGCAGAUCGUUUCGUCACCAUUGGCUUCGUUCGGCUUUCAUGGGCUCCACGACUUCUUCCCCACUGUCUUCGCUCGUAGAUGUUUAUUAGACUCAUGAAUCCUCCAUCACCAUCAUAAACGCUAUCUCGCACGUCAAUUAAGGUGUGGCAUGGGCGUUGCUAUCUCCCGUGUGCAGUCAGUAAAUAGCUAGCCAAGAUAUUGCAUUCCAAGUGGAAGGUUUUUUGCAAAGAAGCGCCCUUUUGAAGCUGUCCCACCCUUUGAGCACUUUUCCUUCUUGAGCUCGGCUCGUCUUUUUUGCAAUUCAAUGUCUCCAAGCCGAACCUACAUAUCAGACUCCAAUUCUGGGGAACCAGCCAUGGCUGCGGAUAAGGAUAUGAAUGGCACCAAUGGCACCAAUGGCACCAAUGGCAUCAACGGUAUCAAUGGUACCAACGGCACGACGAAGAAAGCGGUGCCGGAAUCUCUGAUUCCUUCUCCGCCAGGCCGAUCUGUGCUCCGUAGCACAGACCCAGAAGAGCUGCAUGACCUUAUCUGCAUCGGGUUCGGUCCUGCAUCUCUUGCCAUUGCCACAGCACUUCAUGACUCUAUAAUCUCAAAGACUUCGGGUGCUGAUGGAAGCCCUCAUGAGAAAACUCCCAGAGUAGCGUUCCUUGAACGCCAGCCCCAAUUUGCUUGGCAUGCGGGCAUGCUGCUUCCGGGCGCCAAAAUGCAGAUCUCUUUUCUCAAAGACAUGGCCACUUUUCGCGAUCCUCGAAGCGAGUUCACCUUCCUCAAUUAUCUACAUAGACGAAAGCGUCUCGUUCCUUUUGUCAAUUUGAGCACCUUCUUACCCCUGAGGGCCGAAUAUGACGACUACCUCCGUUGGUGCGCCGGAUGGUUCGAUGACGUGGUCAGCUACGGACAAGAAGUUGUGGAUAUAGUUCCAGAAAAGUUGAAUGGGGAGCAAGAGAAGAUCAAUGGCUUCACGGUCCGCUCCCGCAACGUGAAGACUGGGGAAAUCACCACAAGAAAAGCGCGACAUGUCGUGAUCGCAGUUGGCGGUAAACCAAAAAUUCCACAACCGCUGCCAUCCAACAACCCACAUGUGAUCCACUCUUCUCGGUAUUCUAUGGCUAUUCCGGCGCUGCUCAAGGACAAAAGCAAGAACUAUCGCGUUGCUGUCGUUGGCGCCGGACAAAGUGCAGCUGAGAUCUUCAAUGACCUUCAUUCGCGAUAUCCCAAUUCCAACACCAGCCUCAUUAUUCGCGGCUCUGCGCUCAGACCAAGUGAUGACUCUCCAUUCGUAAAUGAAAUCUUCGAUCCUGAUCGAGUGGAUGACUACUACCACCAGCCCCAGGAUAUUCGAACUGAAGCCAUUGCACUUGAUCGCAGUACCAACUACGGAGUAGUCCGGAUUGAGCUCUUGGAACACAUUUACACGGAUAUGUACAUGCAACGUCUCCGGGAGCCUGACGAGGAAGCGUGGCAGCACCGGAUUUUAAACCAUCGCUCUAUCAAUAGUGUAGAGGAUGUAUCUGCAUCUGGGGCACACCCGCUCCGCUUGAGAGUGCAGAAUAGCACUGGAGUUUUCAAGAAGAAUGGAGUGAUGCGCGAGGAGAUUUUGGAUGUUGAUGCCGUGGUAGUAGCAACAGGCUAUGUCAGAGAUGCGCAUGAACAGAUGUUGCGCCACGCAGAUCACAUGAAGCCUGGUGGCUCAAAGGCCGAUAAGAAGUGGGCAGUGUCACGAGAUUACCGGGUGAGAUUUGAACAAGGGGCUGUUGCAGAUGACGCUGGCGUCUGGCUGCAGGGGUGUAAUGAGCAAACCCACGGUCUGAGCGACACCCUCCUUUCCAUUCUUGCGGUUCGAGGUGCCGAGAUUGUCGAGUCCAUCUUCGGCUGAAAGUAGGACCUACCCUAUGAACGAUGGAACCAAUGUCACACACGGGCAUUGCAUCAGACCAACAAGCCUGAUGUCCUCCGCAGCCCCCAAAGUACUCAGCAUGAUAGAGUUGGUUAGACUUGAUACCGUAGAGAGUAAAAGUUUGGAAGAUACAGGCAAACUGUGCCGUUAAUACCCAAAUUCUUAUAGAUUUUAUUCAUUCUUGAUUAAACGACUUGACUGCUUUUUAAUGAAAAGAAAUCAUUGCAGCAUUUGAAGUUCAGGCAGCG